AUGGCAAAAUUGGCUUGUAGGCUUGUGGACUCGUGGUUAAAUCCCACCCAAACCCGCUCUGAAUUGCAGGGUUUUUGGCUUCAGGGUUUUGCAGUUUCAGGAGAAGAGGAUGAAAGUCAAGAUCUUGCGUGGCAUGCUGUUGCUGCAUGGACAUGGGAUGCUCAGGACGAAACAUGUGGCAUUUGUAGGAUGGCAUUUGAUGGUUGUUGUCCUGAUUGUAAGCUCCCUGGGGAUGAUUGCCCACUAAUUUGGGGUGCAUGCAACCAUGCAUUUCAUCUUCAUUGCAUCCUAAAAUGGGUAAAUUCACAGACUUCUCAAGCGCAUUGCCCCAUGUGCCGGAGGGAGUGGCAGUUCAAAGGAUGAGAGAAAACUUGGGAUCCCUUUUAAGGAAUUCCGGCCCCCUUCUCUCUCUGUCUUAACAUGCAGGGAUUGCCAGUGCAGUUGCAAAUGUUCGGUUGUAUAUUAAACUGAGGCAACAUACAUUUUGUGUAUCUGGUUAUCUAUGCUGAGGCAACUGCUCAAGGUUUCAGUUAUCAAUCAUUUGAUGUAUCCCCUCCAAAUCUUGUGUUUAUGUAACCUCUCUAUCGAACUAUAAACGACUAUAACUGAUCCUUUUUUUUUCUUCUUUGGUUUAUGUGUUAUCAGAACCCAUAUACCUAGAAGGUUAUUCUAAAGUUUGCAUUCGAUUAAGGGCUUUCUUGUGGACUGAGACCGCUAUCCUCUAAUUUGCUCACUUGGAUCA
Molecule: messenger RNA, 742 nt
Organism: Rosa chinensis
Lineage: Eukaryota; Viridiplantae; Streptophyta; Magnoliopsida; Rosales; Rosaceae
Product: anaphase-promoting complex subunit 11
Exons: 4
Coding region: 1-363 (120 amino acids)
Biological process (GO): anaphase-promoting complex-dependent catabolic process; positive regulation of mitotic metaphase/anaphase transition; protein ubiquitination
Cellular component (GO): anaphase-promoting complex; nucleus
Molecular function (GO): zinc ion binding; ubiquitin protein ligase activity; cullin family protein binding
Source: RefSeq, a predicted model, not a curated record